CCUUCCCACAAGUCUCUCUUCCUGGAUUGCCACGUAACAAGCACAAGUGUUCGCGUCCCACGAAAAAGAGCUUGGCCGACGUGUCGUAGCGGAACCUGCCCUCCGUAGUUGGGGGAAAAAACCACCUAAAAAUCCUCACCGGUUUCACAAACGGGAGCAAUGGGGGGAUCGCAAAGUGUAGAGAUUCCGGGAGGAGGAUCGGAGGGUUAUCAUGUUCUCAGAGUUCAGGAGAACUCUCCAGGACACAGAGCUGGCUUGGAGCCUUUCUUUGACUUCAUCGUGUCCAUCAAUAACACCAGACUGAACAAGGAUAACGACACCCUGAAGGACCUGCUGAAAGCAAACGUGGAGAAGCCUGUCAAGAUGCUCGUCUACAGCAGCAAAACGCUGGAACUACGGGAAACCACCGUAACCCCUAGCAACAUGUGGGGCGGCCAGGGGCUUCUCGGUGUCAGCAUCCGCUUCUGCAGCUUCGAGGGAGCCAAUGAAAACGUCUGGCACGUGCUGGAAGUGGAACCUAAUUCUCCGGCAGCACUGGCUGGUUUAAGGCCACACACAGACUACAUCAUUGGAGCAGACACAGUAAUGAAUGAGUCUGAGGACUUGUUUUCGCUGAUAGAAACUCACGAAGGGAAAGGGUUGAAGCUCUAUGUGUACAACACUGACACAGACAACUGCAGAGAGGUUGUCAUCACCCCCAACAGCGCCUGGGGAGGCGAGGGCAGUCUUGGUUGUGGCAUUGGUUAUGGUUACCUGCACAGAAUCCCCACACGACCUUUCGAAGAGGGAAAGAAGAUAAGUUUCCCUGGACAUCCUCCAAGCGAACCAGUCAGCCCACUGAAGGAUGGCUUCACUGAGGUUCAGCUCUCAGCUGUUACCCCACCCCCUGUUACACCCCCUGCUCCUACGGGGCUUGAGGAAGGGCUGACAAGCCUGUCACUCACCUCAGCCCCGCCCACCAUUCCCAGUGAGCUCAACACAGGUAUGCCCACAGUCCCACUGUUGCCUACUCAGGUGACGCCAUCUCUGAGUUCAUUACCCGCUGUCAAUCCCGCCACCACGCUACCGGGUUUGAUGCCGUUACCGGCAGGUCUUCCACCGCUCCCCAACCUGCCAAACCUCCCCAACCUUAACAUUCCCUUACCGGACCUGAGCGCAGUGUCGCUACCCGGGAUCAGUGGGCUACCCCCCUCGACCACAGGUAUGCCCACCCUGGCACCUCUGGGCACCCUCCCUCCUCUAAACCUCCCAGGCAUGGCACCCUUAUCCAUGCCAACCGUACUCCCCACCAUGCCAGGCGUCUCUCUACCCUCCACCCUGCCCCCCUCGGACCUCAUCCCCCCCGUCUCCACGGCAACGGACCUCACCCCAGCCCUCAUCCUGGACGCCACUCCUGCCGCUGCUGACAAAGACACGCCCACGGGAGCACCCGUUGCCACAGAGACGGUCUCCCAGGAAACGCCGGAAGCCGAAAAACCAGCCCCCGAGUCUUCGUAACCAGGAGGCGUUUAUGAGGGGGGGGGGGGGAGCGUUUU
This is a messenger RNA of Chanos chanos (milkfish), 1535 nucleotides long. RefSeq names its product golgi reassembly stacking protein 2 (gene gorasp2). The coding region runs from base 160 to 1497 and encodes 445 amino acids. Gene Ontology annotation, biological process: Golgi organization. Lineage: Eukaryota; Metazoa; Chordata; Actinopteri; Gonorynchiformes; Chanidae. Gene Ontology annotation, molecular function: protein binding. Gene Ontology annotation, cellular component: Golgi apparatus. The record is from RefSeq and is a predicted model, not a curated record. The transcript has 10 exons.